CAGGUUUUGCAUCGCUUCUAUACAUAUAUGUAUGUAAUCAUUUCAGACUUCAACUGGGAAAACAGAACAUUGUGCUGUUUCAUGUUUUCCUUCUGUCAUUUUCGCUUUUCACGUGCUCCUGAAGGGAGCUACUUUGUGCGUGACAAGAGUCUCAUGCGCUUCUGCACCGACACAAGGAUGAAUUUGAGUGCGAUUUAGCUGCCCUGGUCUACCUGUUGCCAGUGUUCCCUCUUCUUGACUUUCGACGCAACGGGCGUGUCUCGCUGCCGCUUCACCCCUGUUCCUUUUGUAAAGCCGUUGAGGUCCUAGAGUGCCUGUAGGCGAAGAUCGUCGAGGAUGGAAACCAAUAUUCACAGCGUAAAUUCUCAAAUGCUGCUCCUCAAGUUCUUGCAGCGAUUAUAACAGUCGGGGAAGACGUAGUGGCCUCAUCAUUUUCUACGAAGGUUCCGUCGCUGUACCUCUGCCGUAGAAACGUCCAGCACCUGCGCGUGGCGGGAAUAGGCAGAACUGUGGCGUGCAUACACAAAUACAAAAAGUCACCUUUCGUUCUAACAAAAACUGUGAACGGUUCACUCUGAAGACAAAUGGGGCAUGGAUUCUUUCUUCCGUUCCAAACUUCACCAGAGAGGCGGACAUGCUGCCUAUGUGUCUUCUGUUGUCCUCGCCUUCUUCCGUCUCUCCUCGUGUCUCGUUUGUCGCAUGCAUUCGCGCCGAAGCUCGACAAAUCUUCUGUGUCGACUGCGUCUGCUUCGUAGAAAGACAGGCUUCAGUCAAAAUCAAACACUUUGUCAGUUCUGCGCGGCAGAAACUUGCGAACCGUGGGCGACAAAUCACUUUUGUCGAUUGCCAGGGUCUUUUAUUCUGCGGGGCUGUUGCCUGACCUCCAUAACCGAGGCUACCAUUCUUCUCCACUUUCUCUUUGUUUCUUCUUCGGCUUGGUUCUUCGGUUUUUCUCGCGAAGCGUCUAGAAGAUGUCUUCUGAGUGUGCUUCGUGCACACUUCCUCUGAAGGAAGUGAAGUGAAGGUGCUCUACUUCGUCGGUUCGGCCAGUUUUGUGAAGUUUCUGUGAAAAGAUUCGACUCUGCUGCCCCAGAUUCGACUUUUUUCCUGUCGAUCCUCUUUUGAAGAACCGUCGCCUACAAACUACUGCGUGUCGAAUCAGUACAGAAGACAAGCGGGAUACCGCUUAACUGAGUCUGAGGUCUUUCAGGGUCUCUUAUCCCAGUCUUUUCAAGAAUCGUUACUGCCGCUGACGACACUGCCACCGCCUUCUCUUGCUUUUGAAUAUUUUUAUCCCAAAGGGAUCUUUUUUCGUCCUUGAGAGAUCAUUGGCAGAAAACGAAACAAGGGUCUGCACAGUCACAAAAUGUCGUCUUUCAUUCUUUUCAGCUCGGCCCAGAGACACCUGUGACUGCACUUGUUUCCUGAGGCGCAGGUGAAACAAAAUCUCCUCGUUUUUUCACCAGUCUCCCUUCGGUUCUUUUGCCUUCCUCCGGAUGCCUUUGUCUCUUUUCUCCCCACUGCGUACUUUCCUUUAUUUUCUGUCGAGGUUUCGUAUUUUCGUGAUCACCCGCGCUACGCACAGGUUUCUUUUUCUUUCUCCAUGUUUUCUUCGUCGAAUUACUGAAGGGAAAGUCCCCGUGUCUGGUGUUCAGCCUGCGCCGUGGGUGUUCGUGUGACUGUUCGAAAGUGCCGGAGUUCUGCGAGCCGCGAAAACAUCGUGUGGAGUUUUUGCGAAUCGUCUGCCUUUCUCAGCGGGGACUCCGCGGACUGCCAAUUUCCUUUUAUGCUUGUCUCUAAAUUUGUCACAGAAACGUCUUGUCUUUUGUCGAUUCGUCCUUUUUCAACCGUUCGUUUUUCUGCUCUUCGAGGUCACUAUCACUGGACGGGUCCACCGGUCUUGACUUCUCUGCUUCCCUACUGCUUCUGCCUGUUCCUGCCUCCUCCCCGCCCCCGUGGUUCUUCCUCUCGGUACACGCUUGUCGAAUCGUCCAGGCUGUCCGCACCUCUACACCUCUGCCCCGAUCUGUAAGAAUCAACAGUAAAUGCCGGACUACAUAAAUAUCUCCGAACAGUUCCAUAUUUACAAGUAUUUCUGGGUUUCAACGCCGGUCAGAUACGGUCACGUCCAAGAUGAGUGGGGGGCUUACCUGCGAUGAUGGGCCUCGCCACACAGGCCUUCUUGUGGGCUUCCAUCACUCUGGUCGACAAGUAUCCCUCGACGCCGUGUCAGACAAUUCAGACUGCGCGCGACCGCGUCCAUCGGAGCCCGAACGACGUUCCUCUCUCCUCUCGCAGCCUCGCGUUCGGUCUCAAGGCUCGACUUCUCUGGACGCAAGACCCCGUCCGCUCGAUGCAGAUUUCGGACCCCGUUAUUCUCGGCAAAACUCGGGCAGAGGCCUAAGGCCCGAGGCGAGAGAGGACGAAGACGACGACGAAGGCUGCUCAGUCUCAGUUCGAAGCCGGGUCCACGCCGACGGCCACCGAGAGGCGCAGAUCUCUUUCCAUCCGACGACCAAGCGAGGCAAUGCGUGCUUCCACGCGAGUGAAGACGAACCUGGCGACACUUGCGCUGAGGCGGCCGAGCAACAACUCCAGGCUCUCGACGCGCUUCUCGGAAACCUCUCUCGCGCUGUCGAAGAAGUCGCCGAAUCCAAGAGACAGGGUGCAGAUGCACUCAAAAAACACCAAGUCAAAGUCCAACGAAUUCAACAGGAGAUCGACACAAACAUCUCGGCACUCGAUUUGGAACUCCGCUGCAUUGCGUCGUCUCUGAAGCCGUCGUAUCGGUCCUCUUUACUCGCGCAAAGACAACAGAAGCAGCAACAGGCAGCUGCUCUGGGAAGGGCGUACGAGGAUGCCGUUCUCUCCAUCACGACUGAAGAACUCCUCGCCUACGGGGCGGCUGCCGAUGAAGGCGGCGGCCACGAGGCGUUGGGUGGAGAGCACAUGCGGCAGACGCUUGUUCAGGCCGGAGAUGAAAUUCAAGAUAAAACAGAGGCGUCUAUCAAUCGGACGAAGCACAUGGUAGGCGAAAUGGAGGAAAUGGGCGCCCAAAUUCUUACAAAAAUGGACGAGCAGACCGAACAGCUUCGGAAGGCCAACCAGGAUUUAGACGACGCACAUUACAACGUAGAUCGCGCAAAGAAAACAGCGAUUACUCUCGCGAAAAAUGCGGCAGGCGAUCGAUUUUCUCAGUGUUUGUGUCUGUUCAUUUUUUUGUUUCUUGUCAUCGCCAUCGUGCUCGUUUGUGUUCCACGGUGAGAGUCAGCAGGGCAGGUCCCUGUACCCUGGUGGGCACUGCAUGGCUGUGACUGGGGAACUCUGUAAGGACAGCUACUUCCAAAGACUGCAUCUCUACUCGCUCUCUGCGUUGUCAGUGCAGCGGGAAGACGUCUUACUGGGAAUGAC
This is a messenger RNA of Toxoplasma gondii ME49, 3411 nucleotides long. RefSeq lists its product as hypothetical. Bases 2134 to 3264 code for a protein of 376 amino acids. The transcript has 3 exons. Lineage: Eukaryota; Apicomplexa; Conoidasida; Eucoccidiorida; Sarcocystidae. Gene Ontology annotation, cellular component: SNARE complex; late endosome membrane; Golgi apparatus. Gene Ontology annotation, molecular function: SNAP receptor activity; SNARE binding. Gene Ontology annotation, biological process: vesicle fusion. The record is from RefSeq and is a predicted model, not a curated record.